Molecule: messenger RNA, 1559 nt
Organism: Coccinella septempunctata (seven-spotted ladybird)
Lineage: Eukaryota; Metazoa; Arthropoda; Insecta; Coleoptera; Coccinellidae
Product: zinc finger protein OZF-like
Exons: 3
Coding region: 41-1432 (463 amino acids)
Biological process (GO): regulation of DNA-templated transcription
Cellular component (GO): nucleus
Molecular function (GO): zinc ion binding; DNA-binding transcription factor activity, RNA polymerase II-specific; RNA polymerase II cis-regulatory region sequence-specific DNA binding
Source: RefSeq, a predicted model, not a curated record
AUAGGUUAGAUUCUGAAUUCGAACGUCAGUUUUUUUUGAAAUGAAUAAUUCCAAUAUUUGUAUGAUUUGUUUAGACAACAGAGAUAAAAUAAAGAAUAUAGCAGAUCUGGGCUCAUCAGAUGUAUGUCUUCGAAUAAAAUUAGAGAAAUGCAUACCAGAACUUGAUUGGAAGAAUGAUUACACUAUUUGCUCACAAUGUUCGAAGCAGCUGGAAAAUGCUUACGAUUUUCGUGAACAAUGUUUAAAUUCACAAACUGAAAGAUGCAAAUUAUGGGAGGAAAAAAUGGUUAAUUCAGAAAUAGCGAACACUGAAUCGAAAGAUGAUACAAUUUCUUCGAACCACGUUGAAACUAGCGAUAUAUUGGAAGAAGAAGAGAAUAUUGAGUCUAAAGCUUUUACAUGUUUUCAAUGUAAUGACAUAUAUUCGAAUAAAACAUCCUUAACUAAGCAUAUUAAAUUGCAACAUAGAAAGUCAAAAGAAUUUUUUUGCAAAUACUGUUGUAAACGUUAUGUUAAUGAAAGUUUUUGCGUGAAACAUGAGAAAAUCUGUCAUCUGAAGGCAGAUAAAAAAGAUUUAGAUGCAGAAGAAACAAUUACUAAUGAAACCGGAGACCAACCACCAGAAAUUGAUAGGCAGAAUAAAUGUGAUAUUUGUGACACCUCCUUCAACAACAAGUAUCUCCUGAAGCGGCACAGAAAAUAUGUUCAUGCUACCGAAAAAAAUUUCAAGUGUGACCAGUGUUCCAGUACCUUUGUUUCUUCAGUUUAUUUGAGCGCACAUCAGAGAUACCAUUCUGGUGAUAGGAAACACAUUUGUUUGUUUUGUGGAAAGAGGUAUAUAACUGCAAGUGAUUUAUACCAUCAUGAGAAAAUACAUCAGAACAAAAGAGCCUACAAGUGUCACUUCUGUGAUAAAGCUUUCAACACUUCUUCCGACUUACACAAACAUAAAAUUUGUGUACAUAUGGAUAGAAAUUUAUGGAAAUAUUCGUGUGAAUAUUGUAUGCGUAAAUUUCCUCUGAAGACUAAUCUGGAUGCUCAUAUAAAAUUACAUACUGGUGAAAAGAAUUUCCAUUGUAAUUUAUGUGAUAGGAAGUGCAUUUCAAGAUCCGCUUUGACACGCCAUCUAGAGACUCAUACUAGGUUGAAAUCUUUCAAAUGUGAAAUUUGUAACUUGGGAUAUAAACAUCAGAAGUCCUUAGAGGUUCAUAUGGCAAAGAGUCAUGGGGUGGGUGACAUAAAAGUACCCGAUAGGGAGAAAAAGUACUUCUGUCAUCUAUGUCCAAAAAGCUUUCAAGCAAACUGCAAGUUGGAAAAACAUGUUAGAAGCCACACAGGUGAUAAACCAUUUAAAUGUCCAAGUUGCGAUAAGUGUUUUGUGGAUAAAAGUUACAUAAAACAGCAUCUAAAGGUUAAACACAAACAAGAUUGAAGUCGGUUUUAAUGUUUAUUUAUUUAUCCUAAAAUCAAGAUGUUUCAUAAGAGUAUUGUCACACAAGAAUUGAAAUCAAACAAUUUUGUAUUGAUUUUUAUUUAAAAUAUAGAAUAAUUUAACAAUA